UGCUGAGCAGCCUUGGUGUUUUUUUUUUGUUUUGCUUAUCUGACAGCUGUGCCGUCAAGAUGAAAAUUGCUAGGUGGUUCACAGUAGGUCUGCUGGCCGGACUCUGCCAUUGCCAGGUCAAUAAUGACAUGUUUCCAUUCCUCCCUCCACAACCAGGUUUUCGUCGCAGCUCAUGCCCGAUCCUCAACUCCCUCGCCAACCAUGGAUUCCUCCCUCGCGACGGCCUCAAUAUUUCGCGCGAGCAGGUGCUAGACGCGAUGCAAAAGGGCCUGGGCUUCAACACGACCGGCCCGCUCGAGUCGACCACUGCCCACGGGCUCACCAUGUCGAGCACUGGGGACAACAAUACGAUGCACCUCGACGACAUUGAUAGGCACAAUGGUAAUAGAACAUGA
Pyricularia oryzae 70-15 is the source of this 395-nucleotide messenger RNA. RefSeq lists its product as uncharacterized. The transcript is spliced from 2 exons. NCBI's taxonomy places the organism in Eukaryota, Fungi, Ascomycota, Sordariomycetes, Magnaporthales, Pyriculariaceae. Gene Ontology annotation, molecular function: peroxidase activity. The record is from RefSeq and is a predicted model, not a curated record. The coding region runs from base 60 to 395 and encodes 111 amino acids.